UUUUUUUUUUUUUUUUUCAAAUAGAUUGCCCUAGUCAUUGGAGUAUAUGGCCACCAGCAAGAAGUCAAUCAUCAAGUGUUUGUUUAUUUUCUGCUGAACGAGUUUGAAUCCACACGUGGCCUCUAACCCCGACUUUCAGUGCUUCCUAUACCGUCGUCAUGAGCGGGAAUCACCAUUAACUCCAACACAAUUCCCCGCCUUCCUCUUAUGUACGCAUUUCUUUAAAUCUAAUGAAUUAUACGUUGAAUUUAGGGUUUCGCAAUUUCCUUAUUCCCCAAAGCUUUUUUGGUAAUAGGAUCGGAGUAAUUCCGAAGAACUUGAAAAUUGGAGCUCUGAAUUUUGGGAUAUCUAGACGAAUGGGGUGUCAAGAACUCUCUUCAAGUUCAAAGUCGAAAUGUUCCUUAAGCAGCCAGCCAGAGGUUAUUCAUUCAUCUAACUUAGACGGAUUUAUGAACUUCCACUUUCCAUUGAAUGAAACUACAGCUGAAGGUGCCAACAACAAUGGGGAAACCUCUGCUGGAAUGACAGUUCAAGAGCUUAAAACUAAAUUGAGGAGUGUGGGGGUUCCAACAGCAGGUUCUAAAGAUGAUCUUGUAUGCACUUGGAACAAAUUCUUUUCUGAAGAAGUUGAUGAGUUUCAAGAGGUUGUUGAAGAUGAAAAAUCCACCAGAGUGAAUGAUGUUCAUGGUGAAAAGGUUUCCAAAAGGAAGGCAAAAAGUUUGUCUGCUGAAGAACAUGCUGAGGUUAUGAGCACUGUUAAUUCUGUAGAUAAAAGGAGCACGAGACGUGCAAAACAAACCCAUGCAGAUCCAAACAUCACUGUUGAGACUUGUGGACAUAUGCAGUCAAGAGUUGCAAAGACAAAAUCUAAAGCUAAAAGUAAUACCAAGAAAGAGCCUCCUCUGAACACCAAUAAGGUGUCAGGUAAAAAAGCAACCUGCUUAACAUCAGAAGUUGUUUCUGAAACAUGCAAUAAGAUGGAUGUUUCUGAACUUCCAGUUGAACCAUGGACUGUUCUUGCUCACAAGAAGCCACAAAAAGAUUGGAUACCUUACAACCCUAGAACUAUGAGACCUCCUCCUCUUGCUGAUGAUGCAAAACAUGUGAAGCUAAUGUCUUGGAAUGUCAAUGGUUUGAGGGCUUUGCUAAAACUGGAGAGCUUUUCUGCUUUAGAGCUUGCACAAAGAGAAGAUUUUGAUGUACUUUGCUUACAAGAAACAAAAUUGCAGGAGAAAGAUGUAGAAGCAAUCAAACAACGUCUUUUGGAAGGAUAUGAGAAUAGCUUUUGGACUUGUAGUGUCUCAAAGCUUGGAUACUCUGGGACUGCAAUUAUCUCUAGGAUACCACCAGUUUCUGUUAGAUAUGGAGUUGGGAUAUCAGAUCAUGAUAAUGAAGGAAGGCUUGUGACAACAGAAUUUGAUUCAUUUUAUCUAAUAAGUGGAUAUGUUCCUAAUUCUGGUGAUGGUCUGAAAAGGCUGUCAUACAGGACAACAGAGUGGGAUCCUACUCUUAGCAAUUAUGUGAAGGAGCUGGAAAAGUCAAAACCUGUCAUCUUAACUGGUGAUCUGAAUUGUGCUCAUCAAGAAAUAGACAUCUACAAUCCUGCAGGAAACAAGCGAAGUGCUGGUUUUACAAUUGAGGAAAGAAUGUCAUUUGAGGAAAAUUUCCUAAAAAAAGGUUUUGUUGAUACCUUCCGGAAACAGCAUCCUAAUGUUGUUGGCUAUACUUACUGGGGUUUCAGGCAUGGUGGGCGAAAAAAUAACAGAGGAUGGAGGCUGGACUACUUCCUUGUAUCAGAGUCGAUUGCAGAUAAAGUCCAUGACUCUUUCAUUCUUCCAGAUGUUACAGGCAGUGAUCACUGUCCAAUUGGCCUUGUUCUUAAGCUGUAAUCCAAACUGUCUGAAGGACUUAAGUCGAGAAAAUAGCACUUAUGUAAGGCUUUUGCUUUAAAAUCUCAACUCCCCUUUUCAUCACCAAGGACAGAUAGAUUGCUAGGAAUAUAAGUGUUUAUACUCUAGACAAUUUAUUUCCUUUUAUUAUAACAUUAUAUUUUAUAUUGUUUUUUUUGUUAA
Molecule: messenger RNA, 2072 nt
Organism: Lactuca sativa (garden lettuce)
Lineage: Eukaryota; Viridiplantae; Streptophyta; Magnoliopsida; Asterales; Asteraceae
Source: RefSeq, a predicted model, not a curated record